AUGGAGCGACUUAGAUACGGAUACUUCCUAGGUCUGCUACUCCACCUAGCCUUCCUUGGUACCCAGGGACAGCGCAUCCAGCCCAAAAUUGUAGGUGGCACCACCACCUCGCUCUCCAAUGUGGGUGGCUUCGUGGUGAACCUCCGCUACGAUGGCACCUUCUACUGCGGCGGCUCCCUGGUGAGCAGCAGGUACGUGGUGACGGCAGCCCACUGCCUGAGUGGCAACCAGGCCAGCAGGAUAACGGUCCAGGGCGGCGUCAGUCAGCUCAGUCAGACGGGCGUGGUCCGGAGCGUCGCCAAAUACUGGAUACACAGCGGCUACAGCAGCUCCAGCCUCAACUGGGACGUGGGCGUGAUCCGCCUGCAGAGUGCCCUCACGGGCUCUGGGAUCACCACAGUCUCGCUGUGCACGGUACAGUGGAACCCCGGCGACUAUAUGCGCGUCUCUGGCUGGGGCGUCACACGUUAUGGCAACUCCAAUCCCUCCAACCAACUGCGCACUGUGCAAAUCCAACUGAUCCGCAAGAAGGUCUGCCAGAAUGCCUACCGCUAUCGAGACACUCUGACCGCGAGCACCUUCUGUGCCAGAUCCCCCGGCAAGGAUAGCUGCACUGGAGACUCUGGUGGCGGUGUCAUCUACAAGAGCCAGCUCUGUGGCAUUGUCUCCUGGGGCCUGGGCUGCGCCAAUGCCCAAUAUCCUGGGGUGUACACGAGUGUCCAUCGGGUGCGCAACUUCAUCACCAGCUGCAUGUCGAAGAAGUGA
Drosophila kikkawai is the source of this 765-nucleotide messenger RNA. RefSeq names its product seminase. Gene Ontology annotation, biological process: proteolysis. Gene Ontology annotation, molecular function: serine-type endopeptidase activity. Lineage: Eukaryota; Metazoa; Arthropoda; Insecta; Diptera; Drosophilidae. The record is from RefSeq and is a predicted model, not a curated record.